This is a messenger RNA of Amphiprion ocellaris (clown anemonefish), 1142 nucleotides long. RefSeq names its product hepatitis A virus cellular receptor 1 homolog. The coding region runs from base 41 to 820 and encodes 259 amino acids. The transcript is spliced from 7 exons. The record is from RefSeq and is a predicted model, not a curated record. NCBI's taxonomy places the organism in Eukaryota, Metazoa, Chordata, Actinopteri, Pomacentridae.
UUCUUCUUAUUUUUGUUGCAGCUGUGAAGUCAGUCAGUCGAUGUUCGUCAUGAAGAUUGUGCUGCUGCUCACGCUCCUCACAGCCUCUGGAUGUCUCAGCAGCAGAGUUGACGGUCAAACAGGUGAGAACAUCACCUUCACCUGUAGGUAUGACAGAAAAUACUACGGAGCUCUGCCGGUUUGUUGGAAUCAAGGAGACAUACCAAGUCAGGGUAUGUGCAACAACCAGCUGAUCUCCACAGAUGGAAAUAAAGUGAGCAGAGUUUCCAGCAGGUAUCAGCUGAUGGGACGACUGGACCAAGGCGACGUUUCUCUGACGAUACUGAACCUGACAGAGGACGAUGCUGGACGCUAUGGAUGCCGGGUGGACAUACCUGGAUGGUUCAAUGAUCAAAAACAUCACUUUGAUCUGACCGUUAGAGCUUCACAUGUGACCACGACCACAUGGACAGCAGCAGAGAUGACCACAGAGUCGACACCAACCAAUCAGAGUGAAGGUAGCCCAGGUCACAUGACAUCUACAGGACGCCUGAUGUCCUCGUCCAGCAGCGUCAGCAGCAACGAGCCUCAGGAAAAGGAAAGCAGCAGUUUGACGGUGAUUCUGGUGUGUGUUCUGUUCGGGAUCGUGGUUCUGCUCACUGCCAGCGGACUCGUCUUUAUCACCAGAAGAUGGAAGCGACUCAACAAAAUGCCUCAGCAGCAGAUCAGCAGUUUGGACCAGUUCAGUCCGUCGUCGUCCACGUUGCAGCUCCACAGUCGAGGCUCGACGGUGGAGAACAUCUACCAGAUCGACGGAGGCGACUACGAGUACUGUCCCUGAAGCUCCGCCCCCUGGAGGCGGGACCACGGCGAGCUGUGGUCCUCGAGCCGUAAACGUGGACACGAAAGUCAGAACGAACUGUGAAAAUGAGCAGAACUUCGGGAGAGAAGUCAACUACAAAUCCCAGAGAGCACUGCUGUGGGAGUCGUCCAAUCAGAGAGCUUUUGUUUUUAAAUCGUCCCCAUGCUGAGUUCUGGAAGCUGCCAUUUUGUAUUUUUCCCCAAAUCGUGCAGGACAGAGCACCAUUCUGGAGACUCUUUACAGGAAUCAUUUCAUGUAUUUCUCAGGAUUUAAUUUAAUAAAACUAAAAUCGAACAGUUUA